This is a messenger RNA of Bipolaris sorokiniana ND90Pr, 1252 nucleotides long. RefSeq lists its product as uncharacterized. Gene Ontology annotation, biological process: proteolysis. The record is from RefSeq and is a predicted model, not a curated record. The transcript has a single exon. NCBI's taxonomy places the organism in Eukaryota, Fungi, Ascomycota, Dothideomycetes, Pleosporales, Pleosporaceae. The coding region runs from base 11 to 1183 and encodes 390 amino acids. Gene Ontology annotation, molecular function: aspartic-type endopeptidase activity.
UUCGCAAAGUAUGACAGGCAAGCUCGCGCUCGCGAUACUUGCAUCUUCUGCCUGUGCCCUUGUAGCAGAACCUCGUAGCGCUGCCUACAGUGUCGACGCCCUAGCAGCCGCUCCGCGAUCAUUUGAUUUUGAGGCCGAGUUUCGAAAACUUCGCUCAAGGCAUCCUACCACGGAGAAUGUCGAGAAGAGACAAGCCGAUAUUGCAGGUCAGCAGGAAGGAUCCGUCACUGUACUGCCCAACGAUCCUGGCGUCACCUACCUUACCCCUACUAUUAUUGGAAAUCAGACUUUCAAUCUGAUUUACGAUACUGGCUCGGCCGACUUGUGGGUGUUUGGAAACGAGACAUCACAAAUGCAAGGUCCGGACAAAACCUACUACUUUCCAUCGUCGUCUGCACAACUGUUGCCCAACUAUAAUUGGAGCAUCACCUACUCAGGCGGCUCCUCGGCCAAUGGCAUCGUUUACACGGAUAUAGUCAAGGCUGGCCCAGUUGUGGCCGAGAAACAAGCCGUCGAGGUAGCAACCUAUGUCCCCUCCUAUAUCGACUCGGAUGGUCUUAUGGGUCUUUGUUUCGGCAUCCUCAACCAGGUAAAGCCUGUGCAACAAACCCCUUUCUUCGAAACCGUGGCACCGACAUUGAAGAAGAAAGUCUUUGCUGCAAACUUGAGGCCCGAGGGCAAUGGCUCUUGGGACUUUGGCUAUCUCGACGAAUCCAAGUACAUUGGCGAUAUCACAUAUACGCCCGUCGUCGGCAACAUGAAGCAUUGGACCAUAGCGGUUGGAGAGUACGGCGCGGGCAACAAAACCUUUGAAUCGGCCACCAUCGGUAAUACCACUGUCGACUCUGGUUCCCCGCUCAUCUACCUAGCGGAUCAGGCCGUCGCCAACUACUACAGCCAGGUUCCAGACUACGAGUUGACACUCGGCGGUAGUAACACCUUCCCAUGCAACGCCACACUGCCAGAUUUCACCUUCAAGAUCGAGGACCAGACAUUUUCGGUUCCUGGUCAAUACCUCAACUUCGGCGUGUCUGACCCAUUGCGGAAGAGGUGUGCGGGAGUCAUCGUUGGAAAGAGGACCUUGCGUAAUUCUCUCUUCGGCUCCAUUUGGAUGAAGAACUUUUAUGUCGUUCACAACAUCGAGGACAGCAUUCCAAAACUCGGUCUUGCACCCCAAGUUUAGACGAAUCGGAUAUGUCGCCCCCUAGAAGCACACCAAAUUUGUAUAUAUUGAAUGUUUUUGAAGGUUCAC